AUGGAUCGGGACGAUGACGCCAAAUGGCUGGAGUGGGUCGCCCAGCAGUUUGAGACCAUCGCUGGGGAAGAUCAAGAGAUCGACUUGGAAGAAUUCAAAACCGCUCUCAAGGUGAAGGAGUCCUUUUUUGCCGAGCGGUUCUUUGCGUUGUUUGACGCCGACGGAAGCGGCACGAUCACUCUGGAUGAACUCCUCGCAUCCUUGAAACUGCUGGUCCAUGGGAGUGAAACAGACAGACUCCGGUUCCUCUUCCAGGUUUACGACGUGGAUGGCAGUGGGUCCAUUGACUCUGACGAGCUGCGCACUGUCUUGAAAUCGUGCCUGAAGGAGAGUUCGAUAUCUUUGCCGGAAGAGAAGCUGGACGACCUCACCAGGGCCCUUUUUGAAUCCGCCGACGCGGACAACAGCGGCGCCAUCACCUUUGAAGAGCUGAGAAGGGAACUGGAACGGUUCCCAGAGGUCAUGGAGAACUUAACAAUAAGCGCUGCAAACUGGCUGAAGCCCCCCCGAGCUCCGAGGAAGAGUGGCAGGCCGCGCUACCUGAGCCCGGCCUAUUGGCGGAACAACACCAGCAAGCUCCUUUUCCUGGGCGGCUACGGGUGUGUGAACCUCCUCCUCUUUGCCUGCGCGGCACUGAGGCACGCCGACUCUGGUGUCUGGACGAUGCUGGCCAGAGGCUGUGGGCAGUGCCUGAACUUCAACUGCACGUUCAUAGUGGUGCUGAUGUUACGUCGGUGCCUAACAUGGCUGCGAGCUACCUGGGCCGCUGCGGUGCUGCCUCUAGACCAGAACGUCAUUCUGCACCAGCUGGUGGGCUACGUCGUGGUGGCCCUGACUGCUGUCCACACCGGGGCUCACGUGGCCAACUUUGCGAGAAUGUCUCGGGCCAAAGGCAGCUAUCGCCUUUGGGAAUACCUGUUAACAACCCGACCCGGGAUUGGCUGGAUCUACGGCACUGCCUCUCUCUCGGGCCUUCUCCUCCAGGUGCUCAUUGGCCUGAUGCUCGUCUGCUCCUGCCCCUUCCUCCGCAAGAGUGGCCACUUUGAGGUCUUCUACUGGACCCACCUUUCUUAUAUCUUCAUCUGGGCUUUGCUAAUUGCCCAUGGCCCUAAUUUCUGGAAGUGGUUUCUAGUGCCUGGAUUCCUGUUCCUCUUGGAGAAGAUUGUUGGUGUCGCGCUGAUGCACAUCCGAGGGCUGCAGAUUGUGGAAAUCAACCUCUUGCCCUCUAAGGUGACUCAUUUGGUGAUUAGGAGACCUCCGUUUUUCCAUUACAAACCGGGCGACUACGUAUAUCUGAACAUCCCCGUCAUCGCCAAGUACGAAUGGCAUCCGUUCACCAUCAGCAGUGCUCCAGAGCAGCCAGGGACAAUCUGGCUGCAUAUAAGGUCCCUGGGACAGUGGACCAAUCGGUUGUAUGAGUACUUCAGUAACGAAAACCCUGAUUGGCUGGCCAGAAAUCAAAGGAAGAAGGGCUGGUUCCGGAAGUGGUUGCAGAAAUUUCUCCUGGGCUCCUCAGACCUGGAUCUGCCUGUGGCCAGCAAUGAGGAUGAGAUGAUUGAGAUCUUAUCGUACACACCUACCAGAGGUCCCGGCUGGGGAACCGCAAGCGCCGGUAUUGCUGGCCGGUGUGAAGAGAGUUUUUGUGAAGGGCCAGGGUAUAAAUCCAAUCUCCUCCUCCCCCUCCUCUUCUUGCAACAGGUUUCUGGCAAGCCGGAUGACAAUUGGCAACGCUGCAACGUCAAGUGCUACAUUGAUGGUCCUUACGGGACUCCCACGCGGAGAAUCUUCACUUCGGAACAUGCAGUGCUGAUCGGGGCAGGAAUAGGGAUCACCCCAUUUGCAUCCAUUUUGCAAAGCAUCAUGUACAGGUACCGUGCGAGACAGCAAGCCUCUCCCAGCCAGAGCGACACCCAGGGGGAGAGCCUUAGGAACGAGGAAAUGAAGCUCCGGAAGGUUGACUUUGUCUGGAUCAAUCGGGAUCAGAAGUCCUUCGAGUGGUUUGUCAGCCUGUUGACCCAGCUGGAAGCGGAUCAGGCCGAGAGUGACCCGGGAGGCCGCUUCCUGGAGAUGCACUUGUACAUGACCUCCGCGCUCAGCAAGAAUGACGUGAAGGCCAUCGGCCUCCAGAUGGCGCUAGAUCUGCUGGCCAAGAAGGAAAAGAGGGACUCCAUCACCGGCCUUAAGACCAGAACCCAACCUGGACGCCCAGACUGGAACCAGAUCUUUCAGAAACUGGCCCUGGAGAGAAGAGGGAAAGUCCACGUCUUCUUCUGCGGCUCUCCGGCUCUUGCCAAGGUCGUCAGAGCCCACUGUGAGCAGUUUGGCUUCAGAUUCUUCAAAGAGCACUUCUAAGCACACACACACACACACACCCCACCAGUCCCCACUGCCCUUCCUCUGUGGAGGCGGCAAGCCUGCAUGCGGCUCAGAGGCGUGACGCGGACGUGGC
Gekko japonicus is the source of this 2449-nucleotide messenger RNA. RefSeq names its product NADPH oxidase, EF-hand calcium binding domain 5 (gene NOX5). Gene Ontology annotation, molecular function: calcium ion binding; superoxide-generating NAD(P)H oxidase activity. Gene Ontology annotation, biological process: superoxide anion generation; defense response. The transcript is spliced from 16 exons. NCBI's taxonomy places the organism in Eukaryota, Metazoa, Chordata, Lepidosauria, Squamata, Gekkonidae. Bases 1 to 2352 code for a protein of 783 amino acids. The record is from RefSeq and is a predicted model, not a curated record. Gene Ontology annotation, cellular component: plasma membrane; NADPH oxidase complex.